AACCCCAGCUCUCGUUUCCACUUCACAUCCCAAAACACAAAUCUGCAGAAAUUAGCGAGGAAGGAAAACGAUGGUUGAAGAAAGCGAGAAAUCCGCGGCUGCCGCCAUCAAUGAUGAACUAGAGAACUCAUCUGAGAUGAACAAGAAUCACCACGGUGAGGACUCGGAGAUGGAGGAAGGGGAGAUCAUCGCCGCCGAUUCCGACGCCGCCGCGAAAGCCAUGGAGCCUCCGCCGCCGAGACAUCCCUUGGAACAUUCCUGGACAUUCUGGUUCGAUAAUCCGUCCGCAAAAUCGAAACAGGCGGCGUGGGGAAGCUCAAUUCGCCCGAUUUACACCUUCUCCACCGUCGAAGAUUUCUGGAGUGUGUACAAUAAUAUACACCAUCCCAGUAAGCUGGCAGUUGGAGCCGACUUUCAUUGUUUCAAACAUAAAAUUGAACCAAAAUGGGAAGAUCCUAUCUGUGCCAAUGGGGGGAAGUGGACUGUGACUUACUCACGGGGUAAAUCCGACACUUGUUGGCUUUACACGUUGCUUGCGAUGAUCGGUGAACAAUUUGAUUAUGGAGAUGAAAUUUGUGGGGCGGUUGUGAAUGUUAGAGCAAGGCAAGAGAAAAUUGCUAUAUGGACAAAGAAUGCUGCCAAUGAAGCUGCUCAGCUUAGUAUUGGAAAACAAUGGAAGGAGCUUCUGGAUUACAAUGAAACCAUUGGUUACAUAUUCCAUGUAAGUUUUCCUUUUAGUCAUGUUGAUGCUAAUCUAUUAUGCCAGUUUUCCUCAGAUCGAUAAUACAUCUUUGUAAUGUAGGAUGAUGCAAAGAAGCUUGACAGGGGAGCCAAGAAUCGUUAUACUGUGUAGCAGUCUGAAUCGCGUUUCUAUUAUCGAGUUCAAUGUGACAGCGACUAAAAAUGUGAAAAUAGAAUCAUCGUUCAUUUUUGGUGUUUUAGAUGUUUAGCUAGAUUUCAGAACCGCCUGAAAUGUUCAAUAUCUCCAAUUUACUAUUGUAUUCCGAAAAAGACUAUUUCUGACUGAUUGAUCUUUUGUUCUACAUUUCUGCAAAAAUAAUUAAUUUUCAGGUGUA
Molecule: messenger RNA, 1076 nt
Organism: Salvia miltiorrhiza (redroot sage)
Lineage: Eukaryota; Viridiplantae; Streptophyta; Magnoliopsida; Lamiales; Lamiaceae
Product: eukaryotic translation initiation factor 4E-2-like
Exons: 4
Coding region: 71-784 (237 amino acids)
Biological process (GO): translational initiation
Cellular component (GO): eukaryotic translation initiation factor 4F complex; cytoplasm
Molecular function (GO): RNA 7-methylguanosine cap binding; translation initiation factor activity
Source: RefSeq, a predicted model, not a curated record